Lutzomyia longipalpis is the source of this 1751-nucleotide messenger RNA. RefSeq lists its product as uncharacterized. The transcript has 4 exons. Bases 403 to 936 code for a protein of 177 amino acids. Lineage: Eukaryota; Metazoa; Arthropoda; Insecta; Diptera; Psychodidae. The record is from RefSeq and is a predicted model, not a curated record.
GAUUGAGAAAACCAUUUGGGUGCUUUGUCUACUGCGUUCAAACUCAUAUAGCUUAAUCUCUUUUAACGUGUUAACAUCAUCCCAGGAGAUGCCCAAUGCUUCAUCAUAAGUUAUAAUAUAUUUCAUUGUAAGUGGGAUAAGAAUUUUUCACUUUCGGGAGCUUUUUUAGUUUUAGUCUGAACGUGCUGAACAACAAACCGGAAGAAAACUUUGAGGUUAUGUACGUUCGUUAUUAAACGACGCUAGCGCCAACGCAUGAAAAAGAAAACUGUUAUACUUGUUAUACGCGGCAUUUGAUCCUCGAUUUGAUCGUUGGAAGUGUAAACAACAAACAAAGCUGUGAAGAUCGCCAAAAAAACUCACAAAUUCCUCAUAAAAGUCUCUUAAAUUAAACAAAUAGUGAUGGAAUUUUGUGGAAAAGUGUGCAAUUGUGAAGCUGAGGCUGUCGUCCUGCCAGUAAGGCAGACAAAUUAUGAAAAAUUGAUCGCAAUCAGGGAUAAAAUGAUGCUAAUCUACAGAAGACAUUCCAAAAUAGUGAAACUCUGGCAUCUUUCUAAAUAUUUCUUGGCAGACUUCACAGCGACCCAAAUGGAAAAUUACCGGAACAGCUUCGAUGACAUCCGAACACGAAUAAGGGGGAUUCAUGAUGAUAUCAACAAGCUUGCUCAGCUGGACAAGGGUUCAGCGGAGGUGGGCGUUGUGUUGGAGCAACUGAAGACGAAGGUUGAUGAGUACGAUGAGAAAAUGUUGCCGUGCAUGUGGAUGAUUGGCGGUCCAUCGGAUGAAUGGGACACUUUCGAUGAGGAAUCAUCGCAGGGUCAGAGUUCAGGGGAUAGUAUCCCCAUCGUAUGGCCUGCUGGCUACAUUUCAGACUAUACAAGCGAUGAAUCCAAUGGAUCUGAUCUGUCUGAUGAAGACGUUCAAAUGGAGGAAUAAUUCCCAAGAAAAAGUUAUUAAAUUCUUGUUAUUUUCUGUGUGUGCAAAUACUUUUCUAAAGAAACCAAAAAUAAAACGAUUUAAAUUUAAAUUCAAGUCAAUUGGAGGAUUGCUUUGAUCGAGCUUUUGUCAAGGCCAGAGCAAUUUAGUAGGCUUUGGAAUUUUUGAGGUAAAGCAAUUUGGGAGGAUUUUCUUGAAAAUUUAUUGAGAAAAAAGACAAAGGUUUUUAAUUUCACGCAUAAAGAAGGCAAAUUAAUUCUCUUACAAUAUGGAGCGCUUUCCGGAUGAGUUCGUCCAAGGAAUAUACGUUUGUGUGAAGCAGAAUGUGAAGCUCGGCUCCAUGAUCAUUGCAUUCAAAAAUAGAAUUGAGGCGGGAAACUUUGAUGGUCUUUCAGCAGAGCAGAUUGCUUCUAUCCGGAACAGGCCGUUAGGUGUAGAUGUAGAAAACACUUCUAUAUAUCUUGAGUUCUACAGCAUAAUGAGGCAGCUAGAUAUUUUGGGUGAUACCGGAACAGCAACGGAUAUGCUUGAUAAAUUGAACGAGUUGAAAGAGAAGUUGAAGGUCGUACAGGAGAAUUUCAGAGGAAUAAUGCGAGAAAUCGCUGGGCAGGAGUAUUGGGAUUCCUUUGAAGACGAUGAGCAGGUUCGGACUAUCAUGAGUCGAAUGCCAGCGCACUUUGCAAAUUAACAAUAAACGGUAUCCGGAGAAUAAACUUCCGGAUCUCCCUUAUUCUUUAUUAUUUUUUAUAAAAAAUAUGAAUUAAAAAGAUUUAAGUGAAGGACAUGAAAUAAAAUUCAAGGAAUUUCUCGACUAA